This is a messenger RNA of Neltuma alba, 1570 nucleotides long. RefSeq names its product polygalacturonase At1g48100-like. The transcript is spliced from 5 exons. Gene Ontology annotation, biological process: carbohydrate metabolic process. Bases 1 to 1269 code for a protein of 422 amino acids. Gene Ontology annotation, molecular function: polygalacturonase activity. NCBI's taxonomy places the organism in Eukaryota, Viridiplantae, Streptophyta, Magnoliopsida, Fabales, Fabaceae. The record is from RefSeq and is a predicted model, not a curated record.
AUGGCUCUUUGUGUGUGGUGUUCAAGCUUUGGAGCUUGUUAUGGCAGACAAGGAAGGUCAUAUUGGAGAAAACUCAAAGCUUCCUCUGAUUCUAAUACCACUUUUAAUGUGUUAGAUUAUGGUGCUAAAGGUGAUGGAAAAGCAGAUGAUACUAAGGCAUUUCAACAAGCUUGGGAAGCAGCUUGCAAGGUGGAGGCAUCAUCGUUUUUGGUUCCACAGGGGUCUGUGUUUCUGGUGAAGAUAAUCUCCUUCCAAGGAAGUGCCUGUCAGCCUAACAUCAUUUUUCAGUUGGAUGGAAAAAUCAUAGCACCAACAAGCCCUUCAGCUUGGGGUUCAGGAAUAUUGCAGUGGCUUGAGUUCAAAGAUCUUAAUAAGUUCACAAUCAAAGGCAAAGGAGUAAUUGAUGGCCAAGGCUCUGUCUGGUGGAACGUUGACUCAGGAUUGCCCAGCACAAAACCAACGGCACUAAGGUUCUAUGGAAGCAAUGGUGUAACAGUGACCGGCAUAACAAUUCAGCAGAGUCAACAGACACAUCUCAAGUUUGAUUCAUGCACUAAUGUUCAAGUCUAUGAAUUUACCACUUCUUCACCUGGAGAUAGCCCUAACACUGAUGGCAUUCAUCUUCAGAACUCUCAAGAAGUAGUUAUCUAUAGCAGUACUCUUGCUUGCGGAGAUGAUUGUGUGUCUAUACAAACUGGAUGUUCCAAUGUAUACAUACACGACCUUAAUUGCGGACCUGGCCAUGGGAUUAGUAUUGGAAGUUUGGGGAAAGACAACACAAAAGCCUGCGUUUCUAAUGUCACCGUCAAAGACGUUAUACUCCAAAACACGUUAACUGGUGUCAGAAUCAAGACCUGGCAAGGAGGCUCAGGCUCAGUUCACGACAUUAAAUUCUCAGACAUCCAAGUCUCAGAAGUUGAAACCCCAAUAAUGAUCGAUCAGUAUUACUGUGACAAGAGCAAGUGCGCGAAUGAAUCAUCGGCCGUGGCUGUGUCUGGUGUUGACUAUGUUAACAUCAAAGGGACAUAUUCUAAGGAAGCUGUAAGGUUCGCAUGUAGCGAUGCUGUUCCAUGUACUGGUUUAACGUUGGACACCGUACAGUUACAACCUCAGUCUGCUAAACAAAGUUCUUCAAGCUCAGAUAAUAAUGGGGUUUCAUGUUGGAAGGCAUAUGGAGAGUUGAAGACUAAGACCGUUCCUCCAUUAGAUGAUUGUCUCCAAUCUGGCAACCCGUCGUCUGGCGUCAAUUCUAAUAAAGAUUCUUGCUGAAUUCGUCGUCACUAUUUAUUAAUUUCCUAAAAAUAUGUAGAGUGAAGUUUUAUACUUUAUAUAUAUAGUUGUUAAUGUUAAUUUUUAGAAUUAUACUGGGAUUGCAAUAGUGUGAAAUAUAUAUGUUAUGCUCAUAUUUUCGAUGAAGGAUGUUUAAUUAAAUAGAACCAUAUGUAAAAGGAAAAUUAGCCUUUAGUUUCUGUUAUUCCUCUUGUUGUCUUGUAAGAUUCAUCGAUCUGUCGUAUAUGUAUGGCCUGAUCAUAUGGGAAAUCUGAACUGUGGACAGUCUUUUGUGUAUGAA